CCUAGUUCUUCCCUCUUCGCCAUAACGCGCAAAGCGGAAGUGUGGAUGGCCGAGCUCGGCAUGGACACUCCGACCUUCGCAUACACACGGCUAUACACCGAGCACUUGCUGGCUAUUGAUACCCAGCCCAUCUGGUAGACGUCCCUUUCCACGUCCUCGCGCUACCCGCAGAUUAUCGAGCAAGAUGGUCGAUUCAACAGCGGGUGACAGUUCACACGCAGAUGCGGCUCACCAAGCCGCUCGUUCUGGAGAAGAGGCGUCCGAAGUGCUCGACAAAAGUUCCUCAUUUCCAGCGCAAGGUCAGAACUCGCAGGACGUCGCAGCCCAGGACCAAUCCUCUGUGAAUGAGGAAACAGAGGCAAUAGGCGCGGCAGCUGAAAGGCCCGAAGGAAGCAUGUUGGCGCCUCAAUCAGGUGCAGAAGUGGGACUGGUGGAAACUGAAGAAAAUGGACCGCAUGAUGCGGAGCACGAGGAGAUCAACGAAUCAAGCAGUGGUUUGACCCAGAUUGAAAAAUCUCAGCCACCUUUACCGGACGAGCCGGUGCCCUCACAUGCUCACUCGUGGCAAGCUGUAUGGGCCCCUCAAUCCGGGGCGUACUAUUUCUGGAACACGGCAUCAGGAGAGACUACAUGGACAAAUCCUCUGGGAGAGUCGGGCUCAGGCGGAGCACAAAGAGCGACCCGCUCGUCCGCGGCCGUUCAAGCUGGAGCUCCUUCCGCACCCAUGAGUGACGAAGACUUAGCCAUCUCAGCAGGUAUAGAUCCCGACUUGGCCUUUCUCGAUUCUCAGCUCUAUGCCUCCCAGCUCGCUUCAGCCCGCACUGCGCAUUCGCAAGGUCAAGGUCAUGGCAGUACCAUUGCUACCGCUUCCAACUCUGUCGGGGCCUACUUUGACGCCCGAACAGGUCGAAUGGUGUCUGCCUCUUCUCCCUCCCAAGCAAACCCGGACGCUUCAACAAGACAUUCUUCGAGCGCCAAAGCAAAGAGACAGAUGAAUGCUUAUUUCGAUGUGGAUUCGUACGAGGCGCAGAGGGCCGCCGAAAGGGCCGAGGCCGCAGGUGCUGCCAGUGCCAGCGCGAGCGGAGGGAGAGCUGCGCAGAAAUUGAGCAAAAAGGAACUGCAGUACUUUAAAGAUCGUAAAGCUCAAAAGAGGAGGCAGCAAUACUUGAGCGGCACCUGAAAGCAUACAUGCAUCUCAACGGACUGAUCCAGACACAGGGAUUGCAGAGUGUGGCUAUAUCGAACGGUGUAUGAGAUGAGCGGCAACCUUUCGAGAACUCUCAUUGUGGCUAUCGGCGGCAAGCUGCCAGGCUCGGCUGUGCGCUAAAACCGGGACAGUGCCUAUGCUUGCUUCCUGUCAACGAGAAAUGCUCAAGAAAGCUCGCCAUAUCGUAUGGCAUUGUAAAGACUACGAUAUGACAUGGUGCACAAUCAGGGCUCAAACAGUCAGGGCCAUCUGAUUCUGUUCCGCUGCCGUGCCAGCCGCGUUCGCCGGUGCAUGAGCCGCUCCGCUACUUCUGGCCUCAUCGAUGGUUGUCAAGAUCCUAUCGAUCGAUCCUUGCCAAUUGACCAAUUUCUGCUCCAAUGAUUUCCACUCUGGAUCUCCAAACGUUCUGAAAGUGCUCUUAUACACUCUGAAUGAAGAAGUCACCUGGCUCAACUUGCCCGAGACC
Molecule: messenger RNA, 1673 nt
Organism: Ceraceosorus guamensis
Lineage: Eukaryota; Fungi; Basidiomycota; Exobasidiomycetes; Ceraceosorales; Ceraceosoraceae
Exons: 2
Coding region: 185-1180 (331 amino acids)
Molecular function (GO): protein binding
Source: RefSeq, a predicted model, not a curated record